AGCCGUGGUGACUUUUCAAACUUAAAAAAAAAAAAAAAAAAAAAGACAUCAUGGAAGUUCUUUUGCAAAUAGACGUGUAUACGGAAUCUCAACUAAAAGAGAUUGAAUAGUUACUACAAAAGUUUGACUCGAUGAAUUGGAAUAUAAAAUCGGGAUUAGAUGAAGGAACCUGGAUACUAUUCCCCAAGAAGAAAUUCAUUAGUUUGGAACUAGUGGAUUCCUUUGCAUCAGAUACUAAGAUGAAAGAAUCACCGAUAGAUAGCGAAUGUGACAAAGCAGUGGCACCACAACUGGGGCAGCUGGAUGAAAUUAAGACAGAACCUGACAAUGCACAGGAGUAUUGUCAAGCCCAGCAGCCCAAAACUCAGGAGAAUGAACUGAAAAUAAACACUACAUUUUCAGACAGUGCUCCACAGUUGACUACAAGCAUUCAGCUUUCUCUGACAUCAUCUGGCAUGAAUAAAAUGCUUCCUUCAGUUUCAACCACAGCUAUUCAGGUUUCCUGUUCUGGUUGUAAAAAAAUUCUUCAGAAGGGGCAAACUGCUUAUCAGAGGAAGGGGUCUACUCAGCUCUUCUGCUCCACGUUUUGCAUCACCGAAUACAUUUCAUCUGCCAGUUCACCAGCUCUUCCCAAGAAAACUUGUUCAAACUGCUCAAAAGACAUUUUAAAUCUAAAGGAUGUGAUCAGUGUCCAGCUGGAUGACUCUAGCAAAAAUUUUUGCAGCCAGUCUUGUCUUUCAUCAUAUGAAGAAAAAAGAAAAGCAUUUGUUGCCAUAUGUACUAAUAACAUUUUAACCAAGUGCAGCAUGUGUCAGAAGACUACUGUUGUUCAGUAUGAAGUAAAAUAUCAGAAUGUGAAACACUGUCUUUGUAGUAAUGCCUGUUCUUCACUCUCACUUGAACAGCCUCCUGUGAUCUGUUGUGAGAACUGUAGGGCUUACGAUCACACGUCUAGUCUGUUGCAUAUACUUCCAAUGAAAGGCCAGUCCCAUUACUUUAUUAGUUCAAAGGGUAUGACAGCAUAUAAGCAGAAACCAGCCAAAACACUUACAUCUGUUCUUUGCAAAUCAUUGAAGCCCUCAGAUGAAAUGAUUGAGACCACCAAUGACUUGGGGAAGACAGACCUCUUCUGUUCUAUUAAUUGUUUCUCUGCUUACAAUAAAGCUAAGAUGGAAUCUUCUACAGUAAAUGUUUCCAUGGUACAUGAUGCUUCAACGGGGCUCUUUUCUCCAAAGAAAGAUACAACUCCAAUUAUAAGCAAUAUAGUGUCACUGGCAGAUACUCAUGUCUCCCUACCCAUCAUGAACUCUGAUGUCUCACAAGAUACAGUUUCUUCAGUAACAGCAAAUGUCAUUGUAGAUAGUUUACCCAGUGAAUCAAGUACUGCUGUUGCUAAUAAUAGUGUUGAACAGCCAAGCCUUUCACCAUCUUCAUCAAUAUCCAGUCAGAAUGCAGUUGGCUCCAGUGUAGAAGUACAGAAAGAUCAAGUGUCAAACCAAGAUGCUACAUACAAUAUGAAAUCUGUGAAAAUAAGUGAUGGACUAUGUCAUCCAAAAUUUACAUCCAAAGUACUAAAAGUUAAAGAUAAAUCACGAAGUAUUAAGAAAUCUUGGUGUUCAAAUUUCCAGCAUUUGAAAAGCAGUAUUAAAAAGGAUGUGACAUUCUGUUACUCAUGCCAGUUGUUCUGCCAAAAAAAUUUUAGUUGUGGAGGAGAAUCAUUAGCAGCCCAAGGAAUUUCUAAUUGGAAAAAGACUCUGGAAAAAUUCAGAAAGCAUGAAAAAAGUGAAAUGCAUUUGAAGUCAUUGCAGUUUUGGAGGGAAUCCCAGUUUUGUGAUGAAGCUGUCAAUGAUAAUUUAUCUAUUCAUUCAAAACAGAUGGAAGGAAAUAAAAAGUACCUACAGCUUAUAAUUGAAAAUAUUUUAUUUCUUGGGAAGCAGAGUUUAUCAUUAAGGGGAAAUGAUCAGUCGAUUUCAACUGUGAAUAAAGGCAAUUUUUUAGAAUUGUUAGAAAUCAGAGCAAAAGAUAAAGGAGAGGAAGUAUUCCGACUUCUGAAUUCACAAGUUGACUUCUAUAAUAGUACACAAAUUCAAAAUGAUAUUAUUGAAAUAAUAAAGACUGAAAUACUGCAAGAUAUUGUGAAUGAAAUCAAUGUCUCCCCAGCUUUUUCAAUAAUAUGUGAUGAGACAACUGAUAGUGCCACUAAAGAACAGCUUUCCAUUUGUGUAAGAUACCCACAAAAAAUGUCAAAGGCUGUCUUAAUAAAAGAAAGAUUCUUGGGUUUCAUAGAUGUUGAAGAGAUGACUGGGACUAACUUACAUAGAACUAUCAAAACUUACCUGCAGCAAAUUGGAGUUGAUUUGAGUAAAAUAUGCGGCCAGUCCUAUGAUAGUACCAUGAAUUUGAGGGGAAAAUUUAAUAAAGUUGCAGCAGAAUUCAAGAAAGAAGAGCCAAGAGCUUUGUACAUACAUUGUUAUGCCCAUUUUUUGGAUUUAGCAGUAAUUAGGUUUUGUAAAGAAGUAAAAGAACUCCGAAUUACUCUAAAUACUCUCAGCUCUUUGUUCAACACUAUUCAUAUGUCUGGGGAAAUGUCUGCACAUUUUCAAAAUACUUGUAAACUAGGUCAAAACAAAACAUGCAAGAAACAUACAUCACAAUCAUGUUGGACAGCCCAUGAUCGUAUGUUACUAUCAGUGAUCGAGGGUCUUCCAGAGAUUAUUGAAACACUGGAAUUUGUAGCAACCCAUUCUUCAAAUACAAGUUUGGCUGAUGAAUUGAGUGAUUUGUUAACAUUGGUUUCCAAAUUUGAAUUUAUCUUUUGUUUGAAAUUUCUUUAUCGAGUGUUAAGUGUUACAGGAAUUCUUUCCAAAGAGCUUCAGAGUGAAACCAUAGAUAUUUUUUCAUUGUCUUCAAAAAUAGAAGCAAUUGUGGAAUGUUUAUCAUCUGAAAGAAAUGACGUCUAUUUCAAAACUAUCUGGGAUGGAACAGAGGAAAUAUGUCAAAAAAUAACCAGUAAAAGUUUUGAAGUUGAAAGACCUUCUUUUCAGAAAAGAAGAAAAAUUCAGAAAACAAUAGAUCUUGGCAAUUCAGAUAGUACUUUUUUUCCUACCUCAACAGAAGAACAAUAUAAAAUUAAUAUUUAUUACCAAGGAUUGGACACUAUAUUAAAUAAUUUAAAAUUAUGUUUUUCAGAGUUUGAUUACUGCAAAAUGAAGCAAAUUUCAGAACUACUAUUUAAAUGGAAUGAACCGUUAAAUGAAGCAACAGCCAAACAUGUCCAAGAAUUUUAUAAACUUGAUGCAGACAUCAUCCCAGAACUUAGAUUUUAUCGGCAAUAUGCAAAGCUUAACUUUGUCAUAGAUUAUGAUUGUAUCAACUUCAUCAACCUUGGCUAUUUGUUUAUCCAGCAUGGUCUUCACAAUAAUAUUCCUUGCAUAUCAAAGCUGUUACAUAUUGCUUUGUCUUGGCCAGUUACUUCAAGUGCCGAAAACUCAUUUUCUACACUGCCUCGUCUUAAAACAUAUUUAUGUCAUACCAUGGGACAAGAGAAGCUUAGUGGCCUAGCCCUAAUGGCUAUUGAGCAGGAAUUGGUAAAUAAACUGAUGGAACCUGAAAGACUCAGUGGGAUUGUGGAAAAGUUUAUCCAUCCAAUGAAAGAGAUGUAACACUUGCUAAUUUGAGUUUUACCUAAAAGAAUUUUGUAUUUCUGCUGGAAUGUUUGUUUUUAUUUCAAAAUUUUAUCUCCUAAGAAAAUUUUUUUUUCACCAGAACAUGUAACAUUCACUUGAUUCAAAAUUCAAAAACCAGAAUGAUGUACAGUGAAAAGUCUCCUUCCCUUUUUUUUAGUACCCAGUUCUCCCUGUAGUGUUGUCUGUUUCUCAGAUAUCUUUCUGGAGAUAUUUUUCAUAGAUCAUACUCUGCAGUGCACACUGUUCUUCAACUUGUCUUUUCCACUUAACAUAUUUUUGAGAUUGUCCCAUAUCAGUACUUAAAGGGUUUCUUGAUUUUUUUUCAUAACUGCAUAAAUUUUCAUUGUAUGGAUGUACCAUAAUAUAUUUUCAUAGUUCCUAAUGACAAACAUUUUAAUUCUUCACAAUAUCUUGCCAUUAUACGUAAUGCUGCAUUUAAUAAUGUUACACAUAGGUCAUAUUGCACAUGAGUGAGUUAACUCGAAGAUAAAAUUUUAAAUUGGAAUUACUAGGUCAGAAAAUUUAUACAUUUUUAUUCUUGAUAGAUAACUGGCAAAUUGAUUUCUAUAAGAAUUAUGCCAUGCAUGAUGCCACAUCACCAACCAUAUGUGAGAUUGCCUAUUUCCUUCAAUCUGUAUAAACAUUGUUCCCAAA
Molecule: messenger RNA, 4340 nt
Organism: Prionailurus viverrinus (fishing cat)
Lineage: Eukaryota; Metazoa; Chordata; Mammalia; Carnivora; Felidae
Gene: ZMYM1
Product: zinc finger MYM-type containing 1
Molecular function (GO): protein dimerization activity; zinc ion binding
Source: RefSeq, a predicted model, not a curated record